Messenger RNA from Pseudogymnoascus verrucosus, 2135 nucleotides. RefSeq lists its product as uncharacterized. The coding region runs from base 338 to 1993 and encodes 551 amino acids. The record is from RefSeq and is a predicted model, not a curated record. Gene Ontology annotation, biological process: transmembrane transport; carbohydrate transport. Gene Ontology annotation, cellular component: membrane. NCBI's taxonomy places the organism in Eukaryota, Fungi, Ascomycota, Leotiomycetes, Thelebolales, Thelebolaceae. The transcript is spliced from 5 exons. Gene Ontology annotation, molecular function: carbohydrate:proton symporter activity.
CAAUCAUGUCGCCCUCUGCAAAUCCAAUAUUUGUUUCCAGUCUGAAAAUUGUAGCCGUCUUCUUGCUUUUUUUACGAACGUCUUAACUUCAGUCCCCCUCUACCAACCCGUUAGUUAACUUCAGGGGCAUACAGGCAACGUCGAGAUUUGCGCCUAGUUCAUGUACCCCGCAGUGUUGAGAACCCCACGGGGGGAUCACCGACAGCCACCCCAGUAUUAAAGACCAGGACAUUUCCCUCCCUCCUUAGAUUUUUAUAUCAUCAACUUCUUUCAUAUUCUAAGAUUCUGUUACCGUCCUCAUUUUGAACAUACUAUUUCGCACAACAGUGCCUCAAAAAUGGCGUCAACGGACGCCAACCAGAAGGAAUCGCUGGCGGUCCAGGAUUCUAAUGUCUCCCAUAUCGAACGAGGCCUUGAAGAGAAGCUUCAAGGUGCCAUCCUCACUGAAUAUGCCCAAACCGGUAUUACUUCUGAACAUAAGAUGGGUCUCAGAGAAGCGCUCAAAAAUUAUCCAUGGGCUAUGUUUUGGUGUCUCAUGGUUUCCAUGUGCGUCAUCAUGGAGGGCUAUGAUACAAUUUUGAUGGGAAACUUUUAUGCGUACCCCGCUUUUGCACUAAAGUAUGGGCAGUACGUCCCGGAAACCGGAAACUACCAAUUGACUGCAGCGUGGCAGUCUGGGCUGGGUAAUUCCAGCGGCGUCGGAGCAUUUUUUGGUGCCCUCAUUAACGGCUAUCUUGUCGAUAUCUUGGGGAUGAAGCGCCUAAUUCUGAUCUCACUUGUAGUAUUGUCUGCAUUUAUCUCGAUCACCGUUUUUGCAAAUAAUGUCACUACGCUUUGCGUAGGACAGAUUCUAUGUGGACUACCGUGGGGAGUCUUUGCGACAACAGCACCAGCAUAUGCUUCGGAGAUUCUUCCACUGCCUCUUCGUGUCUACAUGACAUCUUAUACUAAUAUGUGCUUCAUCAUCGGUCAAUUGAUUGCUGCUGGUGUUCUUUCUUCCUUUUCAUCUCAGAAAACUUGGGAGUGGGCAUUUCGAAUUCCUUUCGCAGUUCAAUGGGCAUGGCCUGUGAUACUCUUCCCAAUCCUGCUCUUUGCUCCUGAAUCCCCAUGGCAUUUGGUUCGGAAAGGCCGACUCGAAGAGGCUGAGAAAAUACUUCGACGACUUCAGAGCAAGUCCUGUUUGGCCGAUCCAAAGGAGGCACUUGCUAUUAUUAUACACACCGACAACCUUGAGAAGGAAAUCACGGCAGGCACAUCAUACUUUGAUUGCUUUAGAGGCGCAGAGAGACGUCGCACAGAGAUUGCUUGUAUGUGCUUUGCAGGCCAAAUAUUUUCGGGUACCCUCUUUGCGUACAACUCAACAUACUUCUUCCAACAAAUUGGCCUCAAUACCGUUGCGACAUAUAAGAUGAACGUCGGAGGUACCGGCAUGGCAUUGUUUGCGACCCUCUUAAAUUGGUUCUUCUUAAUGCCACACUUUGGUCGUAGAAAGAUCUACAUGACUGGAAUGGGCGCUCUCACGAUAAUCCUAUUCAUCAUCGGCUUCCUUCAAAUACGUGCAACUGGCACCGGGCCACUUCUUAAUGCACAGGCUGCCUUCACGCUUCUAUGGACAUUCACUUUUCAGUUGUCGAUAGGACAACUGGGUUGGGCACUCCCGGCUGAAAUUGGAUCUACCCGCUUGCGGCAAAAGACUAUCGUGCUUGCCCGUAACGCGUACUAUCUCUCGGCAGUAGUCUCACGCACGCUGGAAAAUUACUUCCUCAAUCCGCGGGCGUGGAAUCUGCGUGGAUACACUGGAUUUGUUUGGGGUGGAACCGCUCUGCUUACCUUAAUCUGGGCCUUCUUUCGUCUUCCGGAGACUAAGGAUAGGACAUUUGAUGAACUCGACAUUCUGUUUGCUAAGAAGAUUCCGGCAAGGAAAUUCGCCAAAACUGAUGUUAACACGUUUAAUGAGGAUGAGCCUAUUACAGCGGCUGCCAUCAUUGCAUGAGACAUAGUUGCCACCAACGAGAGCAACUGAAGAUCAAGGAAACAUGUAUGCUAAGAAUGCCCUUCUUAGGUAGGGCCAUAAAAAUGUUAAGCUUUUCAUAAAGUAAUAUAAACAACAAUGAGCAGAAAAUAGAGUAUUUAUA